Molecule: messenger RNA, 2928 nt
Organism: Anopheles maculipalpis
Lineage: Eukaryota; Metazoa; Arthropoda; Insecta; Diptera; Culicidae
Exons: 8
Coding region: 1-2928 (975 amino acids)
Source: RefSeq, a predicted model, not a curated record
AUGUCCACAAGAAAAAGUGCUAGUUCGCUCCUACCGGGAACAAAACCGACUACAUCCAGUCAUCGUUCUGUUUUGCAGGGAACGAAAAAUUUUGUCUGGAACCGGGAGGAGGUAUCGUCCAACUUGCCGUACCACAAUCACAACUACGAGAUACCGUUCAAUAAACCUCCGAAUGAGGUGAACUUCAUGGGAGGGCUCGGUAGUAAGAAGCCUAACUUUCGCUCCAAAUUACAUCCCCAACGCUUCUCGACCGUGCAGAAGCUGAUGAGAAUGCGUACCUCGAACCGUAUUUUGGAAACGUUGACGGAAGAUCUGCGCAAUGUGAACCUGUGCCGGCAUCGGGGUGAUCAGCGUCGGAAGGCAAAAAAUGUGACCGAAUUCAUACGGAAAAUGACGGACGAAUUGCAGACGGCGGGUAAUAUAGAACAUUCCACACCAUCCGACCAGUCGGACGUGCUACGUUGUACGGUGCGCAAGAAGUUAACCAAUGACGAUUAUCGAGAGAUGAUCAAGCGGUUAGACAAGAUACUGCUGGAGGAUGAUCGUCCAUCAGCGGGCCAGAACGUUUCCUUUCGCGAUUGGGCAAUGCGGGAGCGGUACAACUUUCAGAACCGCAGCAACAUCGAGAUGAUGAAGCGCGAACGGGAAACGCUGGAAUCGGAGUUGUGUUCGUCGGUGGACACACGGUCGCACGAGUACAUUUCGAACGAGGGCCGCCGGGUGACGAAGGUGCGCCGGUCAACGAAAAUCCCGCACGUGGAGGGUCACAUGUACGGUCCGUUUACGCGGCUCCCGGUCGAGGAUCCGCUGCUGGAGAACGAAACGAAGUUUGGCAUUCCGCUGAGCCUCCUGGUACGGUCGUACCGUGAGAUGGACACCAAGAAGGAAGGUGAGCGUAACCUAAUCGAUACCCGCCUAUCUCACAUGAGGAUUCCGUUGUGUCCGAAAAGCAGCGACUCCUCCGAGGACGAGGACCAGAUGGAGGAGGUCAAGAUCCUUUCCUUCCUGCGGACACCCUACUUCCCCAUACCGACGAUAAAGCGACAGAAGAAGCGGCGCAAGGACCGGUUGCGCAGCCGGUGGUUGCAGAAGAACCGGCUCAAGCGUAUCACCAUGCUGCUGUACGAUCGGUCCUUGGAGAAUAUGCGCGCUGGUCGGAGAAAGAAGGGCAAGCACGGUGACGUGGGUGCCAGCUCGUCCCGUGCUUCUAGCAGUGGUCGUUCGCGCACGGAACUCAAGGUGUCCGGGACGAAGAAACCUGCGGACGUGCCGGUUGUGAGUGAGAAACGGCAGCGGUACUAUCGGUUUAUAGAGGACAAAUCGCAACAGUAUCGUCGGAUGUAUGAUGAAAGUUUGCAGCAGCGUAUGACCAGUUUUCAGGAUUUUAAAGCCAGUGAAACGGCAUCAGAUGACAACCGGUCCGAGACAAGUAGGAAGAAGGCAAAGCUACAGGGACUUCGGCUAGAGGAACCGAAACCGGCAGCCGAAAAGUUGGAACUAACAUUUCCACCGAAUCGGUUCAAGAGCCUGUCGAAGAAUGAUACUCGAAAAGGAGCAUUCUAUAUUGAUCCUGAAUUCUACGACAAGAUGCGAGAUUUUAAGCGAUACAAGCAACGGUCGAAAUACUACACCAGCCUGAUGCGUUCCCGUCCAGAUGUCCGCCAACGGUUGCAAGUGAACGCUCCCGAGUUCGAAGAGGAGCAACUUGGCGCAGCCACCAAGUAUUACAGCCGGCUCGCUACCGAAUGGGAUAACUACUACAUUCACGAGCUGCGCUACCGGCCUCGGGUGCGCAAGUUUUGCCCAAAGACGGACAUUCUCAAUAUGCGCGACCAGCGUCGGAAGGUGUUCCUGCAGUACUUCAUCGAGGAGAACCUGCUGCAGCGCCGUGCCCGACAAAGUUUGGAGCGUCAGUAUGCGAACUGGAUUAAAAACUUUUGCAAGCGCAUCCACCCGCUGUUCAAAGUUUGGAAAGAAGAAGCGUACUCGAAGCUGGUCGCAGCCACUGACCAAGAGAAGGAAGCGACACAGGAAUCGGUCCGGCUGCGGGCGUUGCUUCAGAAUCGUCAAAACAGGAUGGAUUCCAUUACCGAACGAAUACUGCUGCUGGAGCAACGGUGGACGAAGGUUAUGCAAAUUAGGAACUACUAUUACUUACUGAUGGAUUCUCAAUGGCGUCUGGAGAAUGACUUCUUCCAUCGAGCACCGGAUGGAUCGUUGUACACGGUGUCAGAAAGCAUCAAGAACUGUAAAUCCAUCUUUAUACGCACCGAGGGCAGCAAUAUUGGAACGGAAAUAGCUUCAUUCUAUCUGGAGAAAACGUUCCCCGAACUGGAACGCUUGCCGGGCUGUGUGCCGGAUGUGGGCCUGCUGCAGCGUGGCUUAACGCAACUAAAUUUGCGAACGAUCGAUUUGAUAAACAAAUACAACCAGAAGCUGAUGGUAUUUAGCAAGAUUGACUACCAUUACAAGGAGGUGUUGGAGCAGUUUCCUCGCUACUUUACCAAUCAUCACGAUCUGCUGAAUCUGUACGGUGCCAAGAUGGAAUCGAUUCAGAGCAAAAACGAUAAACUGCGGACUGAAUUCUACGACUUGUUGGGUGAACCGCUGAAGGUAUCGGUUUACAAUAAAAUCAUGCGCAUCACUACUUCGGCCGUUGGGCAGCUGUAUCUGUUCGUUCGCAAGCUUCAGCAUCGGCAGGUUGAAAUCGUCGAAAUAUCUGCCAAGGAUAAACUGUCCGCCAUACAUCAACACAUAAUGGAUCUUCUUUCCGAGCUGGAUCUUUUACCUCUCGAUGUACUAAAGGAAGCAGAAAAGGAAGCUCGUAAGAAUCGGAAAACACUGUUCAAAGAAGCGAAUGAAGCGUACAAGCGCAAGAUGGUACUGGAUCUGUUACGAAAGCAGCUUCGUUUCCAUGUGCGAAAAUAA